ACUUUAAAAAUAAAUAUUAAAUUUUUCUGUUUCAAAGUUCCACCAAUCAAUCAUUCAUUCAUUCCAAGGAGGGAUCGCUCUCUCUCUUCUCUCUCACUCUCUUCUCUCUCAUUUCGCACCCUUGAAAGUUUCUUCUGUUCUGUGCAGGCAGUUUUCUUUUGGUUUGGCUGCAUCCUUUGAUCUGAUCAGCAAAUUUGAGAAUUCAUUUUGGGAAGGACCAUUCCUCCUUAGAGACAACAAAAUCAAAAAGCCUUUGUGCCGAUGGCCACUAAUGAAAAUCUUCCACCAAAUGUAAUAAAGCAACUUGCCAAGGAGUUGAAAAGUCUCGAUGAAUCCCCUCCCGAGGGCAUUAAAGUUGUGGUGAAUGAUGAUGAUUUUUCAACAAUAUUUGCUGACAUUGAAGGCCCUGCUGGAACACCUUAUGAGAAUGGAGUUUUCCGAAUGAAGCUGUUGCUGUCGCAUGAUUUCCCGCAUUCUCCACCUAAAGGUUUUUUCUUGACGAAGAUUUUCCAUCCUAAUAUCGCAAACAAUGGAGAGAUUUGUGUGAACACUCUUAAAAAGGACUGGAAUCCUAGCCUUGGGUUACGACAUGUUCUUAUUGUGGUUAGGUGUCUAUUGAUUGAACCAUUUCCAGAAUCAGCUCUAAAUGAACAGGCUGGCAAACUGCUGCUUGAAAAUUAUGACGAGUAUGCUAGACAUGCUAGGCUCUACACUGGAAUCCAUGCAAAACCAAAGCCAAAGUUUAAGAGCGGAGCUAUAUCCGAAUCAACAACUGCCCUGAAUGUUGAUCAGACAAACACCUCGGUGCAUAGUGCUGACAUCAAAACCACACCGGCGAGUGCUGCAUUGCCAUUGCCGGCUCCUGUAACCGCCGCAACAAGAGGCAAUAGUCAGGAUCAGGCAGCGGCUGUUAUGACCAAGAUAGUUGUUAGUGGUUCUACCGCUGCUACAGUGAAGUCUGCUGCUUGUGCACCCCAAAAGAAGGAAGGUGGACAGGCAAAGGUUCAGGUGGACAAGAAGAAGAUAGACGCCAGAAAGAAAAGUUUGAAAAGAUUGUGAUUAUACUGUUAAAAUUGUUGAAGUUUUUUAUUGGCUUAGUUUUUUUACAAUUUGAUAGAGAAAGGGGAGGGAGUGGAGAUACAUGUCUCCUGGGAAGACGGGUUCAACAUCUGCUUUUUAUAUAAUGAAUGAGUAAUUUUCAUUGGGAGUAAAUGGAUGAAUUUGAACUUGUGCUAUAUCCUUAGGUGAAUGUAAGUUAGAGAAGUGUGGGGAUUGAUUUAAGUUGAACCCAAGUUAUGAACUAAAAGGAGAAAAAAUCUAGAUGAAUGCGAGGAUUUUAAGUAAUUCAUAGAAACAUUGUUUUAAGAGAUUGUGUUUUUUA
Messenger RNA from Cajanus cajan (pigeon pea), 1381 nucleotides. Its product is annotated as ubiquitin-conjugating enzyme E2 22. The record is from RefSeq and is a predicted model, not a curated record. Lineage: Eukaryota; Viridiplantae; Streptophyta; Magnoliopsida; Fabales; Fabaceae.